Molecule: messenger RNA, 2629 nt
Organism: Spirometra erinaceieuropaei
Lineage: Eukaryota; Metazoa; Platyhelminthes; Cestoda; Diphyllobothriidea; Diphyllobothriidae
Source: the annotation of a GenBank genome assembly
AUGUCCGGAUCGAAAGCUCCCGUCCGGGAACCCACGCCAAAUCCUGGCUCAUCCCCAAAAAUCUCAACGGCGUGCCCUCCUUCGCCCUUCGCCCCUCUUGAAACCUAUUCUAGCCUUACCCCACACUUCAAAAACAUACAACACCGCCCUCGGCAAAAGCCUGUCCUAUCCCCUCCACCAACUCAACUGUACCCGACAUCCACCACACCAGCCUUCACUCCCCAGUCAAUACAACCCUCGAUCCUACGUCAAGGUGACAACCUGGCCCAAUGUAUCUCUUUAGCAGAGCCUUACUUAGAGUUGCUCCCCGAAAACUUCAGGAAGAACACACUUAAAUCCCUUCUCGACCCCGAACUUGUAUACAAGGUAGAUGGGCUGGCUCCCUCUCCUUUCUGCUCAUUCGAGGAAUACUUAGGAGCCCUUUAACAGAUUUUCCAUUCAGAGUCCAGCCAGGCCGCGGAACAACAGCGGUUCUUCAAUAAAACCCAGUGGGAAGGUGAGACCCCGCUGAAUUUUUAUAUAGAAUUCAAACACCUCUCGUUUCGCGCCUUUCCACCUCACGGCGAUGAAGAUCUAACGUUUUGUCGCAUGAUGUCGGGCAUACGCGACCGUGAACUAGCGUUAAUCUUCACCAUCUGUCCACCGGCCAACGUCAGGGAGGCUCUUGACUUGGAAUCGGCGCGCCGCACCCAAUUCCCCUUGGCGCAGGAACCUCAAGCCACCAGAGAUCCAACUACUUAGGGUCAUCCACCCAACCUCCCAGGUCGGUCAACACCCUACCACACCAAUUUAAACCGACGUUUCCAACCCCCAGGCCCGCCAUACAACAAUCACUGUUACUACUGCGACCGCUUCGGCACAGCUGCCAAGAAAUACGGACACAACUCAGGUAACCAGCCCUUUCCCCUAGCCGCUUUAUACACCCUCCCCUCUGAUUUUAAGCCAUUGACAAUCUCGAGCACAGCGGCCAAUAAGAGAUUCAGCAUCCUUAUAGACACGGGCGCAGCUGUCUCCCUGAUUCACGAUAGCCUCCUCCACUGAACAAACUACAUCCAGUCGGCAUUCCCGCAGCUACAGAUUCUCACCGCUAACAAUUCCUCCCUCCAGUUUAGCAGCUCCGCCACAGUGCCAGUCUCCAUCAAAGACACGACUAUCCGACAUUGCUUCCUCGUGUCUUCUGAACUGAAAUGGAAUGUCAUACUCGGCUGUGAUUUUCUAAAACGACAUGCCCAGGCCAUUACCUUCUUUCCCACUUCUCAGUCUUUGAUCCUCAAAGACGACGAGGUAACUGUGGCCGUAAACAGUGUCGAAAUCGAUACGCGACCACCGCUCGACCCUUCCUCCAUCGAAGAUAUCCUACCGGAUAACAUUUCGGCAGACGAUCGCGGCGCCCUAUACCACGCGUUGGCACCGUUCACAUCCGUGUUCACAUGGGCAGACCAGGCUAUCGGACGGUGCAACGUAGUCCAACACAGGAUAAACACCAGAUCCGCCCCUCCACGGCACCUCCCUCCCCGACGGAUACCCUUCCACUUUCGGGAAGAACUAGAUAAGAUGGUAGAAAACAUGCUCCAACAAGGCAUCAUUCAACCUUCCUCCUCCCCGUGGGCAGCGCCGGUAACGCUGGUUAAAAAGAAGGACAAUUCCCUUCGUCUUUGUGUUGACUACAGACGCCUCAACACGGUCACGGUAAGAGAUGCCUUUCCUCUUUCCCGUAUGGACGACCUCCUAGCUUCUAUGGCAGGAAAGAAAUUCUUCUCCAACCUUGACCUCUCCUCAAGCUACUGGUAAAUCGAAGUACACCCAGAAGAUCGCGCAAAAACCGCCUUUUCCCUGCCCUCGGGACUCUUCGAGUUCACCACACUACCUAUGGGCCUAGCCAAUGCAGCGGCGACCUGCCAACGCCUCAUGCAGAAAUUACUGAAAAACCUGUCCAUCGAAGUGCCUUGUUUACCUAGACGACGUCAUAGUGUGGGGUACCACGAUAUGAGAACUGCUAGACAACCUUCCAGAAGUCCUAACGAGGUACCAAGAUGCCGCUCUGACAUUCAAUCCAAGGAAGUGCAAGUUCCUCCAACCAGAAAUUCGCUUCCUCGGCCACAUGGUAAGCCGCGAGGGCCUCAAAACGGACCCUGACACGAUCCAGGUAGUCAUAGACUGGCCACAACCGGUCAACGGAGAUGAAGUCAGCUCAUUCCUGGGCCGAGCAGGAUACUACACGGCUUUCAUUCCGUCGUACGCUCGCCUUGCCUUCCCUCUCACGAGACUGACCGAGAAGUCCCGACCAGUUUCGUGGACAACCGAGUGCGAGAACGCAUUUUCACACCUCAAGGAGGCCCUUACCGCCGCCCCCGUUCUCAGUUUUCCCGAUCUCAGUCGUGACGGACCCCCAUUUGCCCUAGAUACAGAUGCUAGUAGUCACGCCAUAGGAGGAGUACUGUCGCAGACAGACACCGAUGGCAGAGAGCACGUUAUACAGUACGACAGCCGUACGCUUGAUAAAUCGGAACGAAAUUAUAGCGCCACACGGCGAGAAAUGCUAGCUCUGGUCUCCUCCACCAAGAAAUUUGCUGCGUUUUUAAAAGGCAAGACCUUCAACAUCAGGACGGACCACUCAGCCCUGGAGUAG